AAUCUUUUUAAGUCUGGCUUGAUGGAAGACGGCUGGAUUCUCCUCUCUGGUUUUGCAUUCAGUCUGCUGAAUAUGUUGCUUUGGUUGAAGUAUCUGGAAAAGAUCUCAUCUCAUAUCAAAUAUGUAGUUGGAAAAGGGAAGAGCAUUUUAAGAGCCUUUUAGUAUAAUUGUGGAUACUCUUCUUUGAUAUUACACCAAAACUCAGCAGUAUUAGUUUCUUAAAGUAAAUCUUCAUGGAGGAACACGGAGUGACCCAAACUGAACACAUGGCUACCAUAGAAGCCCACGCAGUUGCCCAGCAAGUACAGCAGGUCCAUGUGGCCACCUACACUGAGCACAGUAUGCUGAGUGCUGAUGAGGACUCUCCGUCUUCUCCUGAGGACACCUCUUACGAUGAUUCGGACAUCCUCAACUCCACGGCGGCUGAUGAGGUCACAGCUCACCUGGCUGCUGCAGGUCCUGUGGGAAUGGCGGCGGCCGCUGCUGUGGCAACAGGAAAGAAGCGGAAACGGCCUCAUGUGUUUGAGUCUAAUCCUUCUAUCCGGAAGAGACAGCAAACACGUUUGCUCCGGAAACUUCGAGCCACGUUGGAUGAAUAUACUACUCGAGUGGGACAGCAAGCUAUUGUCCUCUGUAUCUCACCCUCCAAACCCAACCCCGUCUUCAAAGUGUUUGGUGCAGCCCCUUUGGAGAAUGUGGUGCGCAAAUACAAGAGCAUGAUCCUGGAAGACCUAGAGUCUGCCCUGGCAGAACACGCCCCUGCACCACAGGAGGUUAACUCAGAGCUGCCCCCUCUCACCAUCGACGGAAUUCCAGUCUCUGUGGACAAAAUGACCCAGGCCCAGCUUCGGGCAUUUAUUCCAGAGAUGCUCAAGUACUCCACAGGUCGGGGAAAACCAGGCUGGGGCAAAGAAAGCUGCAAGCCCAUCUGGUGGCCUGAAGAUAUCCCGUGGGCAAAUGUUCGGAGCGACGUCCGCACAGAAGAGCAAAAGCAGAGGGUUUCAUGGACCCAGGCCCUACGGACCAUAGUUAAAAACUGUUACAAACAGCAUGGGCGGGAGGACCUUUUAUACGCUUUUGAAGAUCAGCAAACACAAACACAGGCCACAACCACACACAGUAUAGCCCAUCUUGUACCGUCACAGACCGUAGUCCAGACCUUUAGUAACCCUGACGGCACUGUCUCCCUCAUCCAGGUUGGUACAGGGGCAACAGUAGCCACAUUGGCUGAUGCUUCAGAAUUGCCAACCACAGUCACUGUUGCCCAAGUGAAUUAUUCUGCUGUAGCUGAUGGAGAGGGCUUGGGGCCCUUUCUCUGGGACAUGGUGACAUCCGGCAUAGAUAACCACACAGUGGCUCCCAACAGAUGGAAAGGGAGAGCAACAAGAGCUCAAGCAAAUACAACUAAAGCACUGAGGCUGAAGAAUAGGAAAUUCCAAAGAAAUGUUAACACCCAAGUGGAACAAAAUUGGGCCACGUUACAAGGAGGUGAGAUGACCAUCCAGACGACACAAGCAUCAGAGGCCACCCAGGCCGUGGCGUCAUUGGCAGAGGCCGCGGUGGCAGCUUCUCAGGAGAUGCAACAGGGAGCCACAGUCACCAUGGCACUCAACAGCGAAGCCGCCGCCCAUGCUGUCGCCACACUGGCCGAGGCUACCUUGCAAGGAGGGGGACAGAUCGUCCUGUCUGGGGAAACCGCAGCAGCUGUUGGAGCACUUACUGGAGUCCAAGAUGCUAAUGGACUGGUCCAGAUCCCUGUGAGCAUGUACCAGACUGUGGUAACCAGCCUCGCCCAGGGCAAUGGCCCAGUGCAGGUGGCCAUGGCCCCUGUGACCACCAGGAUAUCGGACAGCACAGUUACCAUGGACGGCCAGGCUGUGGAGGUGGUGACGCUGGAACAGUGACCUGCGGCCGUGCCAUGGCAUCGUUUUCUAGUCUACUUCAAAAUUUUUUACACGUUUGCAGAGGUGCAAUCAAAUGGAAUUAAGUCUCUCGACUUUGGAAGAAAAGUUUUGUUAACCUUUUUUUUAAAAAGGAAGAAAGGCAGUGGGUUUUGGAAUUGCAUUUUUUAAAGCACCACUCUUGAUUUUCUGGGAUUGGUGGAAUAAGAUACUGUGUUGUCAAUUUCACCGUCCCGAAAAAGCCAAAUUGUGGCAGGACCUCUUUCUGCAGAAACAUGUGUGUAUACUUAUGUGUGUGUAUGUGUGAGUGUGAAUAUAUGUAUAUGUGUACAUAUGGAUAUACACAUUUACAUAUAUAUAAAGUAUAUAUAUAUGUAUGUAUGUAGAUAUAUAUAUAUAUAUAUAUAUAUAUGUAUGAAACCUGCAUGGAAUUAUCUGUAUGAAAUCAAGGUGAGCUGUGGAAAAAUAUAAUUCACCCAGUUUAGUGGGUGUAGGGUACGUGGCCAGACACAGUCACCCAGUUUUUGUUCAUACCAGGGUCAUGCGUUGAGCUACUGACAAACUCAGGCGGAGGUGACCAUGCCCUUCACCAAAGCUGCCUCCCAGUGGCCACCCAGAACUCUCCCUGCUGGACUCACCUGAGGAAGGAGGUUCCAGAUGGGGUGGGGUCCAGAAAGUGUGUUUGCAAGGUCCAAGGGCCUCGAGGUCUGGCAGCUGAGAUGCUCCUCGGGCUGGCCCAGGUGCUGACCUUGCCACGGGCAGGUGAAUGUCCUUAAAGCUCCAGGCAGGGACGAGAGGGCGUUCCUCAGCCUCCCAUCCCCUCCCCUCCCCAGGAAGUCGUCUUGAUCUCAUGACUAUUAAAAUGUUGCUCUGGUCUAAGGUCGGUCUCCUGAAUUGGUCAUGUAUAUGAACUGAAGGUAACAGAAGUAUUAAGGGUUUUUUGGAGCGUGUGUGCGUCAAGUGUGCCUGUGGGUGUGUGCUUGGAGGGGAGAGAGUGGGAGGGGGAGGGGAGGGGUUGGAAGGGGAAAGGAAGGAGGGAGAGAAAAAUCUUGAAAGACCAGGGCACACCAAUGGGAGCAAUUUUUUCCCUCCCAGUACCUUUCUGUAGCUUCGCAGCAGAGGACACUGGAACUGACAAGGCCACCUGGCUCCUCCUACUGCGGGGCCUUGGAAGAGAAAGGGACUUAGGGUGUUUCCUGCCCCCGACCCCCACUCCAGCUCUGGCCCUGAUUCAGAAGGGACCCUGCGGUUUUCCCAGGUUCCUCCUGGCGAGCCAAGCCCCACAGCUUCCUCCUCACAGGUGCCGACUGGUCUGGGUGUUCUCCGUAACUCUUAAAUUCUGUGAUUUCUCAGCUGCAAGCCAGAGUCUCCAGUGGCUAAAUUCACCUGACUUCUCGACAGGCCAAAUCUCUGCUCCUUGAGUACAGGGACAACUCUUCCUCCCUCCUCCCGGGCCCCCCAUGUGUGAUAGUGUAUUUAAAUGUGUUUUUUUUAAUGCAACAUUAAAAGAUUCUUCACGUCUUGCUCAGCCUUUGAGAAAAGUUUCAAAUUCUUGUAUUUGCUUGUUUUAUAUAAAACUAUCUAAUGUUCUUUGUAUGUUUUUUUUUCUGUACGUAAUAGGGGGCGGGAAGGGAAAUUUACAUAUAAACAAACAGUCCUAGUUCUACAACUUGUUAUUUUUUUAAUUAUUAUUUUUUAUCGUCAUUGUGAAGCUGUUCAGGGGCUUUAAAGCCCGUGUUCCAUUGUGGUGAAAUAACCUCCUAAUAGUUUGAGAAAUUGCCAAGAAGAAGAAAAGCAAAACCCAAGUAGCAGAGCAUGGAUUCUGUGUUGUUUCCCAUUCUGUCUAUUACUGCCUCAUUCAAUAAAUAGUUUAAAAUGUGGCAA
Molecule: messenger RNA, 3785 nt
Organism: Suricata suricatta (meerkat)
Lineage: Eukaryota; Metazoa; Chordata; Mammalia; Carnivora; Herpestidae
Gene: NRF1
Product: nuclear respiratory factor 1
Exons: 12
Coding region: 234-1904 (556 amino acids)
Biological process (GO): regulation of transcription by RNA polymerase II
Cellular component (GO): nucleus
Molecular function (GO): DNA-binding transcription factor activity, RNA polymerase II-specific; RNA polymerase II cis-regulatory region sequence-specific DNA binding
Source: RefSeq, a predicted model, not a curated record